AUGAGCAUCGCGUGUCAGCAAUGUAAAGAAAUAUUGGAGCUCGAUGCCUCACUCGCUGACCUCGCUCCGUCAGCCUAUGACAUGAUUGUCGCCUCCCUACCUCCUUCCACUCCCAAUCGGCCAGAAUCUGAGUCGAUAUCACAACUCAAAGCCACCCAGACCGCCCGAAAUGCAUGGAAGAAGUCCAAGAAGCAACCUAGUCCGUUACCACACGAGUCGUUUGUUCUUCUGCAAGAUAGCGUUGUGCGUAGUAUUCCGUCUCCUUUGCCAUCCCCCAGUUCCAAGAAGACAACAACUCGUACCCCUACUGGAAAAACAACAGCCAAGACGGACGAUGUACCACCCCCUUCUCCAAUAUCGCCUCGUUUGCGCUCAUCUGCUCAUUUGUUCACUCUCCUUUCCUCUCGGACAGACAUCGACCAUCCAUUAUGUGCCGAAUGCACUCACAUCCUUCUUUCUUCCCUCCAAAAACAACUGGACGAAACCAAACGGGAACGCGACGGAUAUAUCGCAUUCGAGAAAGAGGUUCGGAAAGAACGGGAGCGCGAUGCGCAGGGUAUCUCGAAAGAAGAGGCUGACAAGAAGAUUGAGAAACUCAAGCUAGAUGAGCGUCAGACCAUCCAACAACUCAGGGUUGCCGAGCAAGAGCGUGUCCAAUUAGAGGACGAGCUACGUGUAUUAGAACAAGAAGAGAAGGCUCUUGAAGAAGAAGAAGCUCGAUUCUGGCACACCCACAACGAGCAACUACUUGCCUCGGACCAACUUAGUUCGCAGUUAGCGACGAUUCGUGCAGCCUAUGCUGCCGACUCAGCGACACUAGAGAAACUAGAACGGACUAAUGUCUACAACGACGCGUUCUGUAUUGGGCAUGAUGGUGUGUUUGGUACCAUAAACGGGCUCCGCUUAGGAAGAGUUCCCGGUGUCCCCGUGGAGUGGGCCGAAAUAAACGCGGCAUGGGGUCAAUCUCUCCUUCUUCUCUAUACAAUUGCGAGGAAACUCGAUUGCACGUUUGACAACUACCGUCUUGUUCCCAUGGGCUCGUUCUCUCGCAUUGAGAAGACGACAGGAGACAAGGCGAGCUAUGAGCUGUACUCUUCGGGAAACUUGAAUAUGCUGCAACUUCUACAUAACCGACGCUUUGACUUGGCUAUGGUCGCAUUCCUAGAGUGUCUGAAGCAGGUUAUGGACUACAUCAAAUCGCAGGAUUCAAGUAUUGAUUUUCCCCACCAAAUCGUUCGCGACAAGAUAGGCGACGUAUCUAUAAAGCUCAAGUUCAACCAAGACGAUGCAUGGACUCGGUCGCUGCGUCACGUCCUUUUAGCGUUAAAAAUGGCGCUCAAAUGGACGACGAACGGAGGAAAUGGUUAA
Molecule: messenger RNA, 1368 nt
Organism: Mycena indigotica
Lineage: Eukaryota; Fungi; Basidiomycota; Agaricomycetes; Agaricales; Mycenaceae
Product: Glutamate-cysteine ligase catalytic subunit
Exons: 7
Coding region: 1-1368 (455 amino acids)
Biological process (GO): autophagosome assembly; late endosome to vacuole transport; cellular response to nitrogen starvation
Cellular component (GO): phosphatidylinositol 3-kinase complex, class III, type II; phagophore assembly site; phosphatidylinositol 3-kinase complex, class III, type I
Source: RefSeq, a predicted model, not a curated record